Molecule: messenger RNA, 1110 nt
Organism: Tetrapisispora phaffii CBS 4417
Lineage: Eukaryota; Fungi; Ascomycota; Saccharomycetes; Saccharomycetales; Saccharomycetaceae
Exons: 1
Coding region: 1-1110 (369 amino acids)
Biological process (GO): cell wall organization; carbohydrate metabolic process
Cellular component (GO): cell surface; fungal-type cell wall; extracellular region
Molecular function (GO): 1,3-beta-glucanosyltransferase activity; glucan endo-1,3-beta-D-glucosidase activity
Source: RefSeq, a predicted model, not a curated record
AUGCGUUUUUCCACUUUGUUAACUUCCGCUUCCUUGAUUGGUGCAGCUAUUGCUGCCCCAGCUGGUCAUCAACACAACAAACGUGCUGUUGUUACCACUACCGUUGACAACAAGGUCACCCUAAGAGUUACUAUCGGUCCAAAUGGUGAAACCAUGAACGCUGUCGCUACUGAAAACGCUGUUGUUGCCAACGCCGCUGUCGCUGCCACCACUUCUGCCGCCGCCGCCGCCGCUGCCACCACUUCCCAAGUUGUUGCUGCCGCCACCUCCACCUCUUCUACUGUUGCUGCUGCUGCUUCAACAAGCACUUCCUCUAGUUCUUCCGACUCUGACUUCAGUGCCGGUGCUAAAGGUAUUACCUACUCUCCAUACAAUGCUGAUGGUACCUGUAAGUCUGCUGCUGAUGUCGCUUCUGAUUUAUCAGCUUUAUCCGAUUUCUCUGUCAUCAGAUUAUACGGUGUCGACUGUAACCAAGUUGAAAAUGUCUUAAAGGCCAAGGGUUCUAACCAGAAGUUAUUCUUAGGUAUUUACUACAUGGACCAAAUUGAGGCUGGUAUCUCCACCAUUGCUUCCGCUAUUUCUUCUUACGGUUCUUGGGACGAUGUCUACACCGUCUCUAUCGGUAACGAAUUAGUUAACAGUGGUAGUUACACCGUCGACCAAGUCGCUUCUUUUGUCGCUACUGGUAGAUCUGCUUUAACCGCUGCUGGUUACACCGGUCCAGUUGUUUCCGUUGACACCUUCAUUGCUGUCAUCAACAACCCAGGUUUAUGUUCAUUAUCUGACUACAUGGCCGUUAAUGCCCAUGCUUACUUCGACUACAACACUGCCGCCGCUGACGCUGGUUCUUGGGUUUUAUCUCAAAUUCAAAGAGUCUGGACUGCUUGUGACGGUGCCAAGGACGUAUUAAUCACUGAAACCGGUUGGCCAUCUCAAGGUGAGACUUACGGUCUAGCUGUCCCAUCUAAGGCAAACCAACAAACUGCAAUCUCCUCCAUCAAGUCCUCUUGUGGUGCUGACGCCAUUUUAUACAACGCCUACAACGACUACUGGAAGGCCGAUGGUGCUUACGGUGUUGAAAAAUACUGGGGUGUUUUCUCCAAUGAAUAG